Molecule: messenger RNA, 1287 nt
Organism: Truncatella angustata
Lineage: Eukaryota; Fungi; Ascomycota; Sordariomycetes; Amphisphaeriales; Sporocadaceae
Product: major facilitator superfamily domain-containing protein
Exons: 5
Coding region: 1-1287 (428 amino acids)
Biological process (GO): transmembrane transport
Cellular component (GO): fungal-type vacuole membrane
Molecular function (GO): transmembrane transporter activity
Source: RefSeq, a predicted model, not a curated record
AUGCCCAAUAACGACAAGCCAGUAGUCAACACGCCUGUCGUGGCUCCCGCCGGGCCCCCAACAGACCUUACCGCAGAAGAGGGCCUACGAGGUUGGUUAUGUGUCCUCGGUGCCAGCAUCUGCAUCUUCUGCUCCCUUGGAUUUCUGAACGCAAUUGGCGUCUUCCAGACGGUAUACCAGGAGACAUAUCUUCGUGACUAUACGCCGUCCAGCAUAUCAUGGAUAUUCGCUCUCCAGUUGGCACUCAUGUACGCGGCCGGGCCCCUCUAUGGCCGGUUAGUUGACACCUACGGUCCAAUGCCUGUGCUUUACCCGUGCAGCUUCCUUUGUGUUUUCGGACUUUGCAUGACGAGCUUGGCUACAGAGUACUACCAGAUCCUGCUCGCUCAGGGACUUGUCUUCGGUAUUGGGUGCGGCGGCGUUUUUACGGCGGCGACGGUCUGCGUAGGACAGUGGUUCAUUCGACGCCGAGGCUUGGGCAUCGGCCUUGCUACGACGGGCAGCAGUCUCGGUGGUGUUAUAUUUCCGAUUUUCCUGGAUCAGUUGAUUGGAAAGGUCGGUUUUGGAGGUGCCUUGCGCUAUACGGCACUCCUAAUUGGGAUUCUUCUCUGUUGCUCAUUUUUCUUGGUUCGGGCACGUCUGCCCCGUAAAAAAUGGAACCCCGACGCGAAAUGGUUUGACUUGUCAUUAUUCAAGCAGAAGCGGUUUGCCUAUUAUACAAUGGGUGCGUUUUUGGUCAAUUGGGGCUUGUUCGCACCAUUCGACUUCUUACCAAGCAUGGCAUUGAACUCGGGGUUCCCGCCUACUCUUGCGUUCUACCUCGUUUCUAUCAUGAAUGCAAGCUCGAUACCUGGCCGCAUUCUGCCUCCUUAUCUUGGAGAUGGAAUCGGGCAUUUCAACGUCCUAACGGUCUCUGCCCUGAUGGUAGGAGCUUCCAUGCUUGCGUUAUGGCUGCCUUUCGGAUAUCAUCCUUCGCAAGCAGGUAUCAUCAUCUUCGCGCUAGUUUAUGGAGUCGCUAGCGGGGCCUUCGUUUCUUUGAUGAUGCCAUGUGUGUUCAAGCUGGGCGAUAUACAAACCAUCGGCCAGCGGUUUGGCACAUUUCAGAUGGUUCAAGGUUUAAGUUUCUUGACGGGUCUACCAAUCAUGGGCGCUAUUCUGAACAGUCAAAACAAUACCGACUAUUCAGGGCUCCAACUCUUUGCUUCUGUGAGCUGCAUCCUCGGUACGAGCCUGCUACUAGUAGCAACCUACUUUGUGUCCCAGUCGCACAAAACAUGGAAGGUCUAA